Tremella mesenterica DSM 1558 is the source of this 2144-nucleotide messenger RNA. RefSeq lists its product as uncharacterized. The record is from RefSeq and is a predicted model, not a curated record. Gene Ontology annotation, molecular function: metalloendopeptidase activity. The coding region runs from base 69 to 2105 and encodes 678 amino acids. NCBI's taxonomy places the organism in Eukaryota, Fungi, Basidiomycota, Tremellomycetes, Tremellales, Tremellaceae. Gene Ontology annotation, cellular component: mitochondrial inner membrane. Gene Ontology annotation, biological process: mitochondrial protein processing; protein quality control for misfolded or incompletely synthesized proteins. The transcript has 4 exons.
CUCCUAUCUAUAUUUGGUCCAUCUUUGCAUCUCCUUGGGAUCUUUGAACCCUUCAAGAGUUACUCGUCAUGGCUGCUGUUCGGCUGUUGCGUCCACGUCUUCCAUCAUUCCGUCGUUGGAACCUCGACUCUCACAGAUCUUCAAUUCAUCUUUGGACCGCUGCCAGUCCUUCUACCUCCCCCCGACCCCUCCCCUACGCAUCAUCCCUAGCGACACCAUCCUCUAUCGCCAAGGGAAAACACAGAGACAUUUCGAGCGUAUUCAUAUCCGACGUAGACCUAUAUGUCUCUCUCCCUUCAAGCAUUCUGACAUCUCGGAAAGUACGGCGACAGCUGCUCAAGCAGGCCGUUCGCUUGGCCGCCUUCCGUCCCUUUCAUAGCUCGAGCCGUCGGAAUGCUCUACCUCUCAUCCCUGCGGCCACUGCCGCAAUCCUCAAAUCCACCUCCGUUCUCACGGCCAUCACUGCAAUAUCCCGCAUUCUUAUCUCUUUCUUUCCGCUAGGCACCAUCGCAGCUCUGCGCAUGGUCAGAGGAGUCAGAUGGUUGGAGUCUUCGUACAAGAGACCAGAGGCCACUCCAGAGGCUGAGGAGUUUUGGAAAAUGUGGUGCGAAGGGGAGAGAGGGAAACGGAUCCGUCGUGAGGAGGCCAUUGCGCUUUUAGAGGGGGAGAUGUCGACGGACGGAGCUGUUCAAGGACCUGACGGCCGUGUCGCCUAUCUGAUUCCCAUCCCACCUGGUACCAUUCAUAGUCCUCUAGUACCUGGGGACUUGAAGCAAUUGUCAAAAGAUCAACGGCAGCAAGCCAUGCGUUGGAUACAGAGAAUAGCCUUCUUCCUACCUCCACUUCCGUCGGCCUCCAUGACAUCCUUUAGUCACCUAUCUCCCAUGGAGCAACAGCAAGUCGAAGCGCUCCGACGCCACUGGAUUUCCUUACGGAUGUCGAAAGAUCGACUGGCGUUGUCCCGCUGGAUAGUCGCCCUCGCCAUCGGCUUGCCGAUACUCCUCUUCACGGCGGUAUACAUCGCUGCCUUGGAGCGGGUGCCGCUCACGGGACGGUGGCGUCUGAUCCUUCUGUCACCAGAGGAAGAAGAUAGCAUUUCCAAGAGCUUGGCUGGUCCCAAUUGGUACCGGAGCGUCAUCAAUCUCCUCACGACCGAAAACGCUCCCGCCCCGCCCCUUCUUCCGCAAACAGACUGGCGAUGGGGUUGGGUUGAAGCGACAUUGCGCAGACUCGAGUCGGGAGUGCGAGGAGAAAUCCAUCCGGUAUUCAGCCCUCCGCCGGCGAAGUAUCCAAUCAAACCUCGACCUAGGGUUUCAGCCAUGCUUCACUCGGCUCUUCCAGGUUCAGAACAUCCUUCGGGUCAAGAGCACCUCGGAGUAGGGCCGCCUUUCAGCCUCAUGCUUCUUCGAAAGGACGAGCCCAACGCCUUUUCGUACGGUUUUGGGGGAAACGGCGCCAGUGGAAUUGUCGUAUUUUCCGGCUUGAUUGACCAAAUCCUUGGACCCGCGAGAGCGCCUCCGUCUACACGAUUCUCAUCUAUUUUCUCAACUCGACCCCCUCACGUCACACCUACCGAAGAUGAGACACUGCAUCUCUCCUGGGUACUCGCCCACGAAAUGGGACACCUAUUGCUCAGCCAUCAGCUCGAAACCCUCUCCCAGCAGCAAGUCCUUUGGCCAAGCAUCACCAAUCUGACUCUAGACCUCGUUCGAGCUUUCAUCUGGCCUCUCACACUCAUGCUCGGUCCGACUAUCAACGAUGCAUUAGCUAAUGUGGGCAAGACCAGUGCCAAUGAGAUGAUUGAUCGUUACGGACAGGUUGGAUUCCAGUUUGCCCAUGAAUUGGAAGCAGACCGAGCUGCACUUCGGAUACUCGCACUCUCAGGUUUUGAUCCUAUGGCAGCCAAAGCGAAAUUUGCGACAUCUCUGGCCGAUUUACACGAGAUAAGACCAAUGGACGGAGACACGAGCGAUUCCUGGACCGGACGCGUGUUCAAAUUGUGGUCUUGGGCCACUCAUCCUUCAGCAGAAAGAAGAACGGCCGCCAUCGACGCUGAGCUAGAUAGAUGGCUUGAAGAAAGGAGACGCAGCGAGGUGGAGGUCUAAUAUCUUGUUGUUGAUUGUAAUGCAUAAGAAAUGUCAUGU